UAACCGAGGAAGACGGUGAAAAAUAUGAAUCUCGAAUUUCAGAAUUGGUCGACAAUAAUAAUAAAGUUCUUAUAAUUACGCGUGAACAGUUAAGUAUUAUGAAGUCUAACAUGGAAAAUUUAAAUAGUACAUUUAAAACUAUAGCUCUCGAAAGGCAACUUAUUGAUGAUAAUUUUAAUAAGAUUAAGUUGGAAAUAGAUAGGAUAAAUGACGCAUUAUAUAGUAUUCGAAUGGAGGAGUUGAUUGAAGAACAACUCACACUUUUUAAUUUAUUAUUAGAUAGAGCACUAUUUGAAGUUGAUUUAUUAGGGGAAAUAAUUACCACAGCCCGAACGGGAAUUAUUCAUUCGAGUAUUCUUACGCCUUAUAACUUAAUCGAACAGUUAACAAAAAUUCAGGCAGAUUUACCUGAACAUGGUAGGCUACCGGUAAACAUUACAUUUGAGGGGGCUGUAGAUUUAUUAGCAAUCGCUGAGACAACAUUAUUUUACCGAAAAGAUUCGUUGAUUUUCAUAAUAAAAAUUCCAUUAACAAAUAAUUACGAUUUUAUUCUAUAUCAUUUACUUCCGUUUCCUGUAAUUGUAAAUAACACAGACACCGUACAGUUCAUUAGUCCGACCAUGAAAUUUAUUGCGGUCAGUAGUACAUUCGAACAUUAUAUUUUAUUUGAUGACCUAGAAAUCAAUCUGUGUAAACAAACUAAUUCAUAUAAGUUAUGUUCUGGGGAGCGAGCUGUAUACAAUAGACACGAAAGGUCCAUAUGUGAAAUUCAAUUGUUUUUCAAACCCACAAUAGUUCCUACAACUUGUCAGUUUGUUUAUGGUAAAUUACACGAAAGUAUAUUUCUAAAACUUAAAUAUAAAAAUACUUGGUUAUAUGCAACCAACACUGAAAACAUUAUUGUCAAUUGUGAUGAACGAGAGGUUGGUUUAAACACAUUAUUAGUGGGAACAGGGAUGAUAAGUUUAAGGGAUGAUUGUAAAGCCAUUACGGCGAAUUCUGUGCUAAUGCCUAUUAAAAGUUUUACUUCUAGUCGUUAUGAAGAUUUUAUGCCAGAAAUCCCCUUGCCUGAGAAUAUUACGCGGUUUGUUGAUAAGAAAAAUUUGCAGGUAAUAGAUUUAAAUAAAAUUAAAUUAAAUUCAUACACACCAAUGAAAGGGGUGGAUAAUCUAUUAGAGGAGGUACAAAAUAAUAUAAACAAAAACACUGAAAGUUUUGCAAUUAACUAUUUACUGUCGUACUCCUUUUACUUUAAAAUAUUCGUACUAAUAAUUAUAGGAAUAAUAAUAUAUGGAAUAUAUAGGAGGAAAAAUACAAGAAAUAUUAUAAUACCAUCCUCCAUUCCUAUGUCCUCACUAUAAGUAAUAGCGGGCAUAUUUAUAAUGAAAAGAAAAUAUAUAUAUUGUAUAAAUAAAUAAAAUGUAUAGGUAUAUAGUGUGGAUAUAAGAACAUGUACACUCUGUGUGGAUAUAAGAACCUCAUAGAGUUCUUACGUUAAACAUUAUGUCGUAUCGAAUUAUAAUUGUAACACUAUUAGUGGGUAGAAUUAUAAUAUUAUUAUAUUAUAUUCGAUUUAUGUCAUAUUAUAUGAUAUUAUUGUAUUAUUAUUAUUUAUUUAUGUAUGUAAAACUUCGGGCUUCAUGGAACAUGAGCCCUAGUUUUAGGGGGGUGGUGUUGUGGCUUCACCACUUUAUUAAAUAUUAAUUUAUUAAAUAUUUAUCUCUGCGAAUAUAUGUUCAUAAUUGAUAGGGACAUCCGUAUGCGGAUGUCCCCUUGUUUUCUUUGUAUGACUAUUUUGCAGCAAUAGUCAGUCUAGUGUUGACAGUCUAGUGUCUAGAGUCUACCAAUAUAGAACUAACAUUAUAAUUGUAAAGCAUAUUCUUAUUUUGAAAUGUUAUUAUGAAAGUUUACUUUAUAUCUAUAUACACAUUUAUAUUAAUUGUUAUAUUUCUCUUGUAACGUGAUAUUUUUCAUAUAAUAU
This is a messenger RNA of Daktulosphaira vitifoliae (grape phylloxera), 1981 nucleotides long. RefSeq lists its product as uncharacterized. The coding region runs from base 99 to 1361 and encodes 420 amino acids. The record is from RefSeq and is a predicted model, not a curated record. NCBI's taxonomy places the organism in Eukaryota, Metazoa, Arthropoda, Insecta, Hemiptera, Phylloxeridae. The transcript has a single exon.